This is a messenger RNA of Colletotrichum truncatum, 789 nucleotides long. The record is from RefSeq and is a predicted model, not a curated record. NCBI's taxonomy places the organism in Eukaryota, Fungi, Ascomycota, Sordariomycetes, Glomerellales, Glomerellaceae.
AUGAAUGUUAAAGAGUACCGUGGCGGUGGGACUGAAUACCUCAAUCCUGGGAGGGAGACAUUGAUCGAGGCUGAACAAAUAUGGUUUAACAACCCAAACAUGCACCCAGACGUCUUGGUCUCCGUUGGCUCCGGAUACCUCGGUCGACCGCCUACGUCUUCUAAAGUAUCCGAGCCAGGGAAUGAGGAGAAUGAAAAGACUGUGGAAGCAGAACCGUCUAAGCUUUUCAGCGAUCUCUCGAAAGAGCACCCUUGUCGUUACAUUCGACUACCUCCGCAAUUUCUUGAAGGAUCUCCAGAAGCUGACAAUGAGAGCUUAUCAAAACGCAUAAAAUUGGCCGCCAAAAACCCCCGUUUACUGAUUUCAAAACGGGUUCAAAUGAAAGACAUUAUUCGUAAAAAGGCGAAGCUUAUAGUUCAUCGCCUAGUAUCGACCACGUUCUACUUUGAACAGACGAAGGCCGUCAUGGAAGAAGGCGAAAUCGUCAUCUCAGGCGCCAUACGAUGCCGCUAUAAGAACACCUUAGAUAUCACCAAGGCGUUCGGACAAAAGAUUAAAAGCUACAUAUCCCCUUGUUUCGUAGUCCAACCCUCAAAUGUGGAGGUAUGGAGAUUCGACCAGGAAUCUGGGGAUCGAAUGCAUGACAAAGGACUGUUUUUUGCCGACGUCUCAUUCCGCCUUCCAGCUUCGUCCACCACAAUUGAUAUCAAGUUCACUGCCAAGAACUUUCCAGCGGAGAGUAUCAGUGGCUGCCCUAUUUUAGUUAGUAAAUUGAAGAAGGACAACUAG